UUGGAUGAUCGAUCCAUCUCAGGACUCACCUUAUUUAAUUAAUUAGAACAAGAAAUAAAGUGAUGCAGUUGUUGGUGAGAAUAAAAAGAACAGUCUGGCCAUUAAAUACGCUUCAGUUUCAGCUUCAUUUUGUGUGUGAGGAGGCAAUGGAAUUGGCGGCGGUUUUGGUUUUGGUUUUGAUGGCGUGCGUGGCUGCGUGCGUGGUGUGGUUCUCGCGGCUGGCGUCUGGGCUUAGCGGGCCGCGAGUGUGGCCGGUGGUGGGCAGCCUCCCCGGCCUUUUCCAGCACUCGGAGCGCAUGCAUGAGUGGAUUGCCGACAACCUCCGUGGCGCCGGCGGCACCUAUCAGACCUGCAUUUGCGCCGUCCCCGGACUCGCACGCCGCCAGGGGCUCGUCACCGUCACCUGCGACCCGCGGAACCUGGAGCACGUGCUCAAGGCACGAUUCGACAACUACCCCAAGGGCCCCACGUGGCACGCCGUCUUCCUCGACCUCCUCGGCGACGGCAUCUUCAACUCCGACGGCGACACGUGGCUCGCCCAGCGCAAGACCGCCGCGCUCGAGUUCACCACCCGCACGCUCCGCGCCGCCAUGUCGAGGUGGGUUGCGCGGUCUAUCCACCGCCGUCUCGUCCCCAUUCUGAAGCAGGCCUCUGUUACGUCGACCUCGGUCGACCUACAGGACCUCCUUCUCCGGCUCACCUUCGACAACAUCUGCGGGCUGGCCUUCGGCAAGGACCCUGAGACGCUGGCGCCUGAUCUGCCGGAGAACGCCUUCGCCGCCGCGUUCGACCGCGCCACUGAGGCCAGCCUCCAAAGGUUCAUCUUCCCGGAGGUGGUGUGGCGGUUCAAGAAGUGGCUCCGUAUCGGCAUGGAGGCCACGCUCGCCAGCAGCGUCGCGCGCGUCGAUAGAUACAUUUCCGCCAUCAUCAAGGAGCGCAAGCUGGAGCUCGGCGACGGCGGCCGGAGCUACGACGAUCUCCUCUCUCGGUUCAUGAAGAAGGGCGAGUGCUCCGACUCGAUUCUCCAGCACGUUGUGCUCAACUUCAUACUCGCCGGCCGAGACACCUCCUCUGUCGCGCUCUGCUGGUUCUUCUGGCUCGUAUCUGUCCACCCCGCCGUCGAGCGCCGCAUCAUGGCCGAGCUCGUCGCCGUACUGACGGAGUCCCGCGGCGGUGAUCCUGUUGAGUGGCUCUCCACGCCUCUCGCCUUCGAGGAGAUCGACCGCCUCGUCUAUCUCAAAGCCGCCCUCUCAGAGACGCUCCGUCUCUACCCGUCUGUUCCCGAAGACUCCAAGUACGUCAUCUCCGACGAUAUGCUCCCAGACGGCACAUUCGUGCCGGCGGGCUCCUCCAUCACUUACUCCAUCUACUCCGCCGGAAGAAUGAAAUCGGUGUGGGGGGACGACUGCCUCGAGUACCGACCGGAGCGGUGGCUGUCGCCAGACGGGAAGCAAUUCCAGCCGCACGACCCGUUCAAAUUCGUGGCCUUCAACGCGGGGCCGCGCAUCUGCCUCGGCAAGGACCUCGCCUACCUGCAGAUGAAGUUGGUAGCUGCGUCGGUGCUGCUGCGCCACCGCCUCAAGGUCGCCGCCGGCCACCGCGUGGAGCAAAAGAUGUCGCUCACAUUGUUCAUGAAGAAUGGGCUGAGGAUGAAUGUGUUCGACCGUGACUUGUCCAGCAACCUCACAGGGGCGGUUCCCGCUGCCUGAUUGCUACCAUCGGUAGAGACAACAAGAGGGAUUGCAGUGCGGUUCACUAGCUCAUCAAUUUGUGAUUCGUGUAGAUACACAGUUUAAUUGUAAACAAUAUAUUUCACAAUGUAAUAACAGAUUUGAUUUGAUGCCAGUAAAUUCAUAGCAUUGGGUUUAA
This is a messenger RNA of Zingiber officinale, 1869 nucleotides long. Its product is annotated as cytochrome P450 86A8-like. The transcript has a single exon. NCBI's taxonomy places the organism in Eukaryota, Viridiplantae, Streptophyta, Magnoliopsida, Zingiberales, Zingiberaceae. Bases 63 to 1709 code for a protein of 548 amino acids. Gene Ontology annotation, molecular function: oxidoreductase activity, acting on paired donors, with incorporation or reduction of molecular oxygen; monooxygenase activity; heme binding. The record is from RefSeq and is a predicted model, not a curated record.